This is a messenger RNA of Penaeus chinensis, 6976 nucleotides long. RefSeq names its product fasciclin-2-like (gene Fas2). Lineage: Eukaryota; Metazoa; Arthropoda; Malacostraca; Decapoda; Penaeidae. Gene Ontology annotation, biological process: cell adhesion. The record is from RefSeq and is a predicted model, not a curated record. Gene Ontology annotation, molecular function: protein binding. Gene Ontology annotation, cellular component: membrane; neuron projection.
UAAGCGUGGCCCAGGAGCCAUCCCUCCUGGUGCUCCCGGCCAACAUCCUGAAGCCCCUUGGCGACAAAGCCUACGUGUCCUGCAGCGCCGUCGUCGACAACCCGGAGCUGGUGACGGAGAUGCGUUGGUCCGGACCCAACGGCCAGGAGAUACCCAACGCCGAGGGCACACUUGAUGGCAGGAUCAUCGCCCUGGAGAGCAUCGAGGGCUCCGGGAAGCUCGACCUCAUGAUCCAGAACCUGCGGGAGGAGGACUCGGGCGAGUACGAGUGCACCGCUGUCUACGCCGGCAACCAGAAGCUGUCGGUGAAGCUCAUGGUGGACUUCUUCGUGGACAUCGACUUCGGCGACACGCCCGUCGUCCAGACGCCCAUCAUCAACGAGGAGGCCAAGAUCCGCUGCAACCCCAUAUCCAAGCCGCCGCCGCAGGUGGACUGGCUCAAGGACCUGGUGCCUCUCAAGAAUGAUGAGAAUCACAUCAUCCAGCAAGACGGUGUACUGAUCAAGAAGGUGACCGAGGCCGACGAGGGCACGUACAAGUGCCGUGCGCGAGUGCCCGAACUCGGCUCCAUCGACUCCCGAGACAUCCAGGUGGAGGUGCACAUCCCCCCCUCCAUCGACAAGCGCCCUGUUGACGAGAAGGGCGUGGAGAAGGCGUCCGUGACCUUCGAGUGCGGAGCCACCGGCAAGCCCGCGCCCACCUACUCGUGGGUCAACAAGGACAACACUCCCCUCGAGGGCGAGGAAGGCUACUACGUGGACACCGAGAAGGGCAUCCUCACCAUCAUGGACCUCCGGCCGGACCACUCCGGGAGGUACCGCUGCACCGCCGAGAACCCCGCAGGCGCCGACACGGCUGACGCCACGUUGCAGGUCCUCACGAAGCCCAAAGUGGAGCAAUACCUUAACGUCACCCAGGAAGUCGACAGCGAUCUGGAGAUGCGCUGCAUUUCCACCGGCGACCCCUUGCCCAAGAUCAUUUUUCAGAAGUUCUCCAAUGAGCACCCGUUCGUAGAUGGUAUUAACACCGACGACAGAAUUGAGGUCGUGCAGACGGAAGACGACCAGGGCCGCCGCGUUGGCAUCCUCAAGAUUCGUGGAGUAGUGCGCGCUGAUGAUGGACUUUACACAUGCACUGCUACCUCAGAAGGUGGAGAAACACAAGUGUGGGGCCAUAUCACUGUCGAGUUCAUGCCUACCUUUGAAGAUCAGGUCAGGGAUGUUGAAUGGUCAUGGCAGCAGCAACAAGUCAAUCUGACGUGUAUUGCCACAGCUAUUCCUAAUGCUACAAUUCAGUGGUAUCUGCGUAAUGCUGAAAUCGACGCAGCAGACCCUAAUUUGGAAGUCCUCUCCUAUGGUCCUGUGGGAGUUCUGAGGGUCACUCCAGUCAGAAACGAAUACUAUGGCGAUUAUACUUGUGAGGCCACAAACCGACUGGGAAUGAAGGAAUUUGACAUUAAACUGAAGGAAGCCCAUGUGCCUGGACCAGUAGCCAGUGCCAAGGUUCAGAAAAAGACAGCAACAACCAUUACUUGGAACAUUGUGGGACCAGUUGAUGAUGGUGGCCUACCUGUCUUGGGUUACCUUGUGGAGUAUCGUAUGAAGGACCUUCCAUGGGACAAUGCAGAGUCUCAUUAUUGGACUAAAGAUCAGACCUACACACUGGAUAAACUGCAGCCACUUCAGACCUACGUGUUCCGUUUUUCUGCAAGAAGUGAGGUUGGCGAAGGAGAAUGGAGUGGUGAGAAGGAAGAACAAAUGCCACACAUCUCAGUUCCCGAAGAGCCUCUAAUCUUUGAUGUUGAAGAGGGUGUGACAGCUAUCCCCUACCCCAACAAGUUCACUCUUCGAUGGCAACCACCUCUGGAUAAUGGUGAACCUAUUGAUUUAUUCCAAAUCAUGUAUUAUCAGGUGCAAAAUGCAUCAGGUCAGUGGGAGAGCAUUGGCACCAAAAAUGCCGAGGAAGUAGAAUACCCAGCUACAGUCUACACGAUUACGGGUCUUCGAAGCAGCACUUUUUACAAGAUUGAACUGCGAGCGCAUAAUAGUAUUGGAUUUUCUACCCCGGCCGAAGCAGUCAUCAAGACUGCGCAUGAUCCAUCGGCGCCGCCAGGUAGCGGGUCGGGGUCGCCAGUGCAGUACAGUAGCGUUGCCCCCUCCAUCAGUGCCCCCGCCCACGGCAACGAUGAGGCCGCGGCAUCAACCGCCAGUCCGGGAGUGGGACUCAUCGCUGGCAUUGUCGUCAUCGCCGUUCUCGUCAUCGUUGUCAUUGUUGACUUGACAUGUUACUGUACCAAUAAUGCUGGUUUGACUGCGGCUGUCCUGGGUAAGCGCGGUGACAAGGAUAAAGACAAAGAAGCAAUGCUUGAGGACGGAAAGAAUGCCAGAAGGGACUCUAACAGAAAAUCCAAAGUACAAGUGAAUGAAGUGGAUGUCAGGACACUUAAUGCACAAGAUCAAAGACAGCGAAAGCAACAAGCACACAACCAACAUAAUCCUGUUCCAAUUAACAUGCAAUUCAUGGGCCAAAGUGGGGAAUAUGAGAGAAGUCAAAAUGUCCAUGCCAGAAACCCUCAGAUUGUGAAAGCCAUAAUGAAAAGCAAUAGCCAGAACCAGAGUGCCUAUGGACCAAGUGGUCGGCCUUGCAGUAUGGCAAUAGCACUUGAGAAUCCUGUCUUCAGAACGGGUAGCUCGAUGAAGAGUUCCAGUAGCACUCCAAUUCUUGAUCAUGGAACUUCCAGUGACUCUAUUUAUGAUGUUCCUUUCCUGGCACAACAUUCACGUCCUCCAGUACAUUCUCCAGAAACCCCUAAACCAAGACCUCCAUUGCCAGCGAGGAAUCCAAAUACACGGAUGACUUUAGGGGGACAAUCUCAAAGUCAUGACAGACUUCUUAAUCAUAUACAAGAAUCCUCUACAGAUACGUUUUAUGAAGACCAUCCCUCCUAUUUUGGAGGAUCAGGCACUUCAUACAACAUGUCAGCAAGCAGAGAGCCACUAAAUCAGGCACCUAGACCUCCCUACAACAUGUCAGCGAGCAGAGAGCAACGAAAUCAGGCACCAAGACCUCCCUACAACAUGUCAGUGAGCAGAGAGGCACUGAAUCAGGCACCAAGACCUCCCUACAACAUGUCAGCAAGCAGAGAGGCACUGAAUCAGGCACCAAGACCUCCCUACAACAUGUCAGCAAGCAGAGAGGCACUGAAUCAGGCACCAAGACCUCCCUACAACAUGUCAGCAAGCAGAGAGGCACUGAAUCAGGCACCAAGACCUCCCUACAACAUGUCAGCAAGCAGAGAGGCACUAAAUCAGGCACCAAGACCUCCCUACAACAUGUCAGCAAGCAGAGAGGCACUGAAUCAGGCACCAAGACCUCCCUACAACAUGUCAGCAAGCAGAGAGGCACUGAAUCAGGCACCAAGACCUCCCUACAACAUGUCAGCAAGCAGAGAGGCACUGAAUCAGGCACCAAGACCUCCCUACAACAUGUCAGCAAGCAGAGAGGCACUGAAUCAGGCACCAAGACCUCCCUACAACAUGUCAGCAAGCAGAGAGGCACUGAAUCAGGCACCAAGACCUCCCUACAACAUGUCAGCAAGCAGAGAGGCACUAAAUCAGGCACCAAGACCUCCCUACAACAUGUCAUUGUGGAAUGGGACAGGAAGUCCAAUGCUCUCAAGUAAUUCCAGCCAGUCUGGUAUAUAUGAGACAAUAAAUAGUCCUAGGAGAUCCCCAAGUCAGAGCUCAUUAAGUACUCUCUAUCAACCAAUUCAGAGUCCUCAUUAUGAUGCAAAACCCAAAACUGCAUUUGAAGUUGCACCUUAUGAUGAUCCAGUGUCACCAAGUUCAGCAAGGAGACCUGUUGCUGGUAGAGGAGUUCAACCAAAACCUAUGUCAAGGUUACCAGGACAACCAUCAGGCCACACCAUCAGCCCUGAUGCUUCAGCACCACAAAAUCAUGUCCCACCAGCUUUCCGGCCCUCAGUACCACCACCAGCCCCACCACCUUCCACUGAAAAUAAAGAAGACAAGAAACCUCUAAAAACGGUAACAACGCUACUCUUUCGUGAACGUCCUCAGCCGCAGAACCACAGUCAGAGCAUGGAUAAUCUCGAUGCUGCUCAUUAUCCUUCCCAACAAGACAGCCAGAGCUCGACAACAUACAGUCCGCAGUCAAUGACAUCUGCAAGAUCUCUUGGCAGCUUGUUAAGCACAGAUUCCAGCCAACGGUCAUACAAACAACCAACUAUCAUCUAAAUGCUUGCAUGCUAAUGGGGUAGAGUUAGAAUGGCUUCUGUUUUAGCGAAAAGGAUGACAAAGAAGAGAUCCUGAAGGAGGAGCAAAAGGAGGAGGAAGAGAAGCUGAAAAAGAGCGAGUCCAAGAGUAGUGUAACAAAGGAUUCCCCAGUGUAGACCUUUGUCUUCUGCUAGUCUUCAUAUUUACACUUAAAUAGACAGGCUAGAAGAUUUGUAAAACUUUGAGGAGUGAGUGAGUAAUACUUCUACUACAUGUAAUAAAGGACUUCAGCUGCAACAAGGAAAAGAAAACUAAACAAGAGAAUGAGAAAAAGCUUUCCAAGAAUAAUUGCAAUGGGUUAAAAUAAAGUUUGCCAAAGAAAGUGAAUGAUUUAAGUAGACAAAGAGGCUAGGAUUAAUUCAUCACUAGAAAUAUAUUAGCAGCGUGUGGACUCUUAUUCUCUGGUUUUCAGGUACCAUGAACUAUUUUGAGAGUAGAAUAAUGCGUAGUAACAAAAUGACUUCUUAUUGACGUCCUUUUUGUGACUGCAUAUGGUAAAUUUAGAGAAAUAAUGUUUAGAAUGAGGGUCAGUAGUAAAUGUGAAUGCCUGUUAUAAUCCAGCAUUACUUGUGUGCAAGAAACUUCAUGUUCAUUUAUGUACUGAUGGAAGAGUUAUGUGAUUCUCAUAUUGUGAAAGCAUCAGCAAAAUAGUCAUAUAUUUUAGACUCCUCCCUUUUUAUGAAUAUAUAGUUCAUCAAAUGGUCAUGGAAAAGAGUCAGGCAGUACUUUUUGUUUUAUACUGCAAGGUAAAAAAAAAUAUAUAUAAUGAUUUUAAAUGUGUGCAUGGAAGACUUUGCCAUCUUUGCUGUGCUGAUCAUAGCCUUAUCAUGUAAAGGAUAAUACUUUAAUGUUCACAAAUUAAUCGCAAUCUUUGGAUUUGAUGUCUGGGACAAGUUAUUCCUGUGGAUACUGUGCACUUGGUAUUGCCUCUAUGUAUGUAAUUAUAUUUUGGUUCUUUUUAUACCUCAAGGAAAAGGGAAUAAAAAUUAGGCAAUCCAAUGGCUUGCAGCUAACACAACAUUGCAUCGUCUCCAGGAAAACUUUCAACUAGGCCUAGUCAUAUAGCAUAGCCAAUUACGAAACUGAGACGUGUGAUGCCCAUUUCAAAGUACCGUAAUUCAUCUCAGUUGCUAAGUGAAUUUGAUAUAUGGACAUUUUGCAAAUAAUUUUUACAUAUUGCUCUUGGCUGAAUAUCAACACUACCCAGAAUUAAAGAAGUUUUGUUGUUUUCUUACAUUAGAAAAUGUAUUGCAUAUGAUUUAGGUGCAAUGUAGAGUCUACAAAAUGGCUUAUGGUUAAUAUUUUGAGAUUUAUAAUGGACCAAAUUGUAAUUUCUAGAUAAUUAAAAUCAGUGCACUUUAGUAUAUAAUUGAUAAUUUCAAUUCUUAUUUACCAGUGACUGUACAAACAUUUUAAUUAUUUGCUCUCUAAGAUUGACGGAGCUUAUGAAGAGUUUCUUUUGAAGUUUUUUUCAUGGUUGUGUCAUAUCAACCUGGGCAAAUGCCUUAACUAGAUAAGUAUAAACUGAAUUCUUACACAGUAGUUCUGUAUUUUAAUGAUAAUAGGAUGAUAUUUGCCCAGUUGAUAUGACAACAUAUACAUACUGGGUCAAUGGUCUGAACACUCAACUCUAAAUUGUGAUUGGAUGCCCAGUCAUGACCCUUGACUAUGGUUGUUCUAAGAGUCAGUAUGUUGUCAUUACUGCACCCAUGCUUGGGAUCGUGACUGUCAUCUUGUCACCCCUUUUCCAUAACUUGUGUCUUAGAGUUCAAGUUGCAUCAAAUGUAACAAGGCUCUUGUGACAGAGGAGUAUUGCAAAUUCUGAAAUGACACUUAGGUGAAAGAAAUGUCUUAUUUAUUGAAAUCUACUUUAUAGCACCCUUUUGGAUAUUACUUUCUAUACUGGCUAUAUUCCUAAUUCUGCAAAUACCAUUCAUAAUUUUUAGAUAUUUUAUAAAUAUAAGCCUUACACAGGUUUUGAAAGUAAUUUCACUCCAAAUAUAUACCUAGUUAUUUACUGUAAAGCCAGCAACCAGUAACUUAAUCAGUAAUAUAACAUUCAAGUACUUACCUCUGCUCAAGUGCCAUUUAAGAAUUUGACUGCUGUAUGGCUCACCAUUUUUGCAUAAGACAGCACGUGGUUGAUAUCAUAUGGGCGGGCACAGUACCCAUGAUAGCAUUGGAUUUUUUUUUUUUUUUUUUUUUUUCUUUAUUCUUAUCCACAGACACUGCUUUCUGCUUGAAAAAAGUUGUAAAUAUAUUAAUGUAAACAUUUUAACAUCAAUUGCUAUGUGAGAGUUUUGGCUGUGCUUGAGGAUUAUAAUGUGUGUAGCAUUUAAUGGAGAGAGUGAUCUUCUGUAUCAAAAGCAGAGCUCUCACUUACCACUAGAAAAAACAAAAAAAAACACUACAUAGACUUUGUCUAUCUCAUCUGUUUUGUUAUCCACAAUCUGUAAAACAUUCCUUACUAUGAACUUAUUUUACACAUUUAGAAAAAAAUAUAAGUAGACAACCCUGUUUUCUUUUCAUGUACAAUGAAUGAUGAGAGCAUUUAUAUAAACCUAUUGUAGCUGUGUCUGCCCCUACCCGUGUGUUAAUAUAAGGUCAGCUUUUUUAUUGUGAUUACGUAUGACUAAGCUUGUCUGUACUCCAGUGUGGUAAAAAUAAAAUGUCUGCUAUUA